Molecule: messenger RNA, 1018 nt
Organism: Bactrocera tryoni
Lineage: Eukaryota; Metazoa; Arthropoda; Insecta; Diptera; Tephritidae
Product: fibrinogen C domain-containing protein 1-like
Exons: 3
Coding region: 25-954 (309 amino acids)
Source: RefSeq, a predicted model, not a curated record
UGUUCGCACAACAAUCGCGGAAAAAUGUUUCGCUUUACUUUUAUCAUUUGGCUGUAUUGUAUUUUACAUUUCCAGAUCAGAUUUUGCCACACUCAGGAUAAUUCAGAAUGCGGUUGCAUUUGCAAUUCUGGUGUGAAAGUCGGUGUCGUUGAAGACAAUGGCAUUGAAGAUCGAAGUAGUGAAGUUAGCAACGACACUAAAAAUUCGGAAGCCGAAAAGCAGCCCACAAAAACUUCGGAAAAGGAAAAUCCUUCAACUACGGAACAGGGCCCAGUAAAAAGACCGUUAAGUUGUAUGGAAGCAACAGCUGCAAUCUCUAAGAGUGGUGUUUAUAAAAUUCAGAUACCGCAGCUUAAACUCCCCAGUGUGGAUGUGUAUUGUGAGGAUGACACUGAUGGCGGCGGAUGGUUGGUUUUUCAACGGCGUGUAACUUUUGAAGAAGAUUUUUUUAGAGAUUGGGAGAGCUACAAAAAUGGAUUUGGCAACGUUAGCACAAACUUUUGGUUCGGUUUGGAUAAAUUGCACGUGCUUACUAGUAGCUGCGCACAUGAGCUGUAUAUUAAAUUAAAAAAAAGGACUGACCCACAAUACGUAUUCUAUGCUAGAUAUGCAAAGUUUCUUAUUGGUUCCGAGUCAGAAGGCUAUUCUUUGAAGGAAUUGAGUGGUUAUAGCGGCACUGCUGGUGAGUCCUUAAUUAAAGGACAUCUGGGAAUGAAAUUUUCAACGAUUGAUCGUGAUAAUGAUCUGAAUGACAAAAAUUGUGCAUAUAUUUAUAGAGGUGGUUGGUGGCAUAGGAAUUGCCUCGAUAGUAACCUGAAUGGACUUUUCCUUGAAAUCCUUCACGGUGGUAUAUACUGGAGGAGCCUAAUAGACGAACCUUUAGCAUUUUCGGAAAUGAUGAUACGACCAAAACAAACUUGCUGGAGACAAUUAAUGCAGAAAAUUUUUAAUUGAGUUUUUUAUAAUAAUAUAGUACUUUAAGUACUUGAAUUACUAACGAGCAUAUUUUUAUCGUAUU